Messenger RNA from Spinacia oleracea (spinach), 858 nucleotides. Its product is annotated as non-specific lipid transfer protein GPI-anchored 5. The transcript has 3 exons. NCBI's taxonomy places the organism in Eukaryota, Viridiplantae, Streptophyta, Magnoliopsida, Caryophyllales, Amaranthaceae. The record is from RefSeq and is a predicted model, not a curated record. Gene Ontology annotation, biological process: lipid transport. Gene Ontology annotation, molecular function: lipid binding. Bases 76 to 573 code for a protein of 165 amino acids.
AUUCUCAUUUACAUAUAUUAUUCAAUCAUAUUACAAAAUACAAGAAAUACAAAAAAAACAUACCAAGAAAUUAAAAUGGAGACACCAAAAAAUGCUAUAGUUUUAGUACUAGUAAUGAGUUCAAUGUGGGUUAUAUCAAUGGGUCAAUCAGGAAUAAGUGGUGAUUGUACAAAUGUGUUGGUCACGUUAUCACCUUGUUUGAACUACAUCACCGGAAACUCGUCGACGCCUUCGUCGGGGUGUUGCAGCCAGCUCGGUAACGUGGUUACGUCCUCGCCGCAGUGUUUGUGUGAGAUUCUUAACGGUGGAGCUUCUGGUUUGGCUGCUGGUUUGAACAUUAAUCAAACUCAAGCUUUGACUCUUCCUAAUGCUUGCAAUGUUCAAACUCCUCCUCUUAGCCGUUGUAAUAAUGGUGGUUCUUCAGCCGGAUCUCCACUAGGAAGCCCAUCAGGAGGUGGAUCAAGAACAACAACACCAACAGACGGUGGUGAUUCAUCGGAUGCAAAAAUGUCAAAGUUACCAGCAAUUCCUGCGUUAUUUGCCGUGUUUUUUGUUGCCUCUCUGGCUUUUUAAAAAGCCCGUCCAAUUUGAUCUUGAUUUGGGCCGUCUUGUUGACUAUUUUAGUGGGCCCAAAUUGUCUUCUUCAUAUCCAUUUACCACCAUUCGGGUCUAUUACAGUUUUUUCUUUAUAAUUCGGGUCUAUUACCCAUGUUAGUAAUAAUCUUUUUGGAUUCUUUUUCUUUAAUUUUUGUUUUUUGAGAGUUGAUUGAUUUGCUUUGUACGUAGUACUAUAUCAUAUGAAUUUUGAGGUGUAUAUUAUUUAUUAAUUGAGGGAAUAUUUCCAUCAUUUUGUCAUUA